GGAGCCCCUCGAAUCCGCCAGGGUGCGUACACCUGCGUACACGUGCUCUAACAGCGUGCCUGGUCGAUCAUCGAUCAUCCCUGAACAUACGGCCUCCCAGAAAAGGCAAUCGCUAAGAAGUUUUCCCAAAGCCCCGUCGACCAGUACAAGAAUAGGCAGCAGUCCAGUGGCUGAUGGCUCUGCGCCAGUCUCCUCCUCAUCCGCCCUAGCGAGCGAUAGCUUCGCCCUCCGGAGUGCACGCACGCACCGCCCAGCAUGUCUAGCGCCGUGGAAGACUUUGGGCCGUCCCUCUCGCGCGUCGACACCAAGAAGGACUCGGAGUUCCUCGAGAGCACUGAGCCGCCCGCGCUAGAAUCGCAGGAGGUCGAGGAAGUCGACUCGGAAGAGAGUGCGGUUGCAGCACGUCCGCCGCUGGAUUACAGCUCUGCGGGUGCGCUGUGUAGGAGUCUCUGGCGCCGGUUUGAGAGCAUAUGGACGAAGCGCUUCGUGCUGUCGCUUCUGGCGGGCCAGCUGGUGUCGCUGUGUAUCACCUGUACGAACGUGACGACGACGGAGCUCGUGGGUAGGAACUGGGUGCUGCCCACAUUGCAGACGUGGUUUUUGUACUUCUCGAUAUUCUCUGUCUAUACUCCUUAUACGAUCUACCAGUAUGGUUUCAAGGGCUGGUUGAAGAUGAUCUUCAGGGACGGGUGGAGGUACAUCAUCCUCGCCGCCUGCGACGUAGAAGGGAACUUUCUCGCAGUCAAGGCGUACGGUUACACGACACUCCUCUCCUGCGAGCUGCUCGACGCAUGGGCGAUCCCGUCCUGCCUCAUCUUCUCAUGGCUAUGGAUGCGUCCAAAGUACAAGUGGUCGCAGCUCCUCGGCGUGGUGGUAUGCGUGGGCGGGCUGGGGAUGCUUGUCGCGUCGGAUGAGCUCACGGACAAGGACUGGUCUGCGCUCGACCGUGCAAAGGGCGACGUGUUCAUGAUCGUCGGUGCCACGCUCUACGGCUUCACGAACGCGACGGAGGAGUUCUUCGUGCGCAAGUCGCCGUUGUACGAGGUGGUUGGCCAGUUGGGGAUGUGGGGCAUGAUCAUCAAUGGCAUCCAAGCGGCGGGCCUCGAGCACAAGGCCAUGCGCGAGGCGACCUGGGAUGGCAAGAACAUCGGCAUUUUGGUCGCAUAUACCGCGUCCAUGUUCAUCCUGUACACCGUCGCGCCGAUGCUCUACCGCAUGGCGUCGUCCGCGUACUACAACCUGAGCAUCUUGUCGAGUGAUUUUUACGGGCUGCUCUUUGGGCUGUUCCUCUUCCAUUACCGGCCGUAUUGGCUGUACUUUCCUGCGUUCGCAGUGGUGAUUAUCGGGCUGGUCAUUUACUUUUGGAGCGCACCACCCGAAUCUCAGGGCAAAGUCGAGCCCCGUGCGCCAGAGUAUGUGCAGAGAAAGCAUGACACGAUCAACAUUGUUGUAGGACAGGUGUAA
Molecule: messenger RNA, 1464 nt
Organism: Laetiporus sulphureus 93-53
Lineage: Eukaryota; Fungi; Basidiomycota; Agaricomycetes; Polyporales; Laetiporaceae
Product: DUF914-domain-containing protein
Exons: 9
Coding region: 256-1464 (402 amino acids)
Biological process (GO): transmembrane transport
Cellular component (GO): membrane
Molecular function (GO): transmembrane transporter activity
Source: RefSeq, a predicted model, not a curated record